AGCGGACGGAGGGGCCGGCGGCGGCGGGGCCGGAGCGAUCAGGGGUUUGGCGGCCUCACCUGUCCCCAUUCACCGGCGGCGACCGGCGGCGGCAGGCAGCGCGUCAGGCGGAGGGAGCCGCCGCCAGUGUUUUAAAGUGGCUACCAGAAAGUGGAAGAUUGCAUGUGACUCGCAUUAUUUUCUAGGUGGUCAGCACUGGUGUGACUCUAGACGGAAUGAAUCUGAAGUCUGCUGCAAUAAAACACUGAAGGCUUUAAAAUGUUUUCUUGCAUAAAACUCAAACUUUAAGUAGCUGCUUAUGAGGAUAGGGAAGGGAGGAAGCUAAUGUCUGUCUCAAGAUACAGGACAGCUGUUUGCUCAUCAACCUCAACUGUGUGUGCAACAGAGGAACAUGGCUCAAGAAACUAAUCACAGCCAAGUGCCUAUGCUUUGUUCCACUGGCUGCGGAUUUUAUGGAAACCCUCGUACGAAUGGCAUGUGUUCAGUGUGCUAUAAAGAACAUCUUCAAAGACAGAAUAGUAGUAAUGGUAGAAUAAGUCCACCUGAUAAGGUGCCAGCCCGCCCAGGGCACAGAGUCACUAACGUGCGAUGUGGUCCUGUUGCAGCGCCUUCUGUCACAAGUCUGUCUGAGUCCUUACCAGUCCAGUGCACAGACGGUAGUGUCCCAGAGGCUCAGUCAGCGCUAGACUCAACAGCUUCAUCUAUGCAGCCAAGCCCUGUGUCAAAUCAGUCACUUUUAUCAGAAUCUGUAGCGUCUUCCCAAGUGGACAGUACAUCUGUGGACAAAGCAAUACCUGAAACAGAAGACCUGCAAGCUUCCAUAUCAGAAACGGCACAGCAGGCAUCUGAAGAGCAAAGCAAGUCUCUUGAAAAACCAAAACAGAAAAAGAAUCGCUGUUUCAUGUGCAGAAAGAAAGUGGGACUUACUGGGUUUGAAUGCCGGUGUGGAAAUGUUUACUGUGGUGUACACCGUUACUCAGAUGUACACAAUUGCUCUUACAAUUACAAAGCUGAUGCUGCUGAGAAAAUCAGAAAAGAAAAUCCAGUAGUUGUUGGUGAAAAGAUCCAGAAGAUUUGAACUCCUGAUGGAAUACAAAAUCCUUUGACCAUCUGCAAACUAAAAACUGACUUGAGGUUUUUUUUCCUAGUCAUUGGGAAUGUAGAGCAAUGUAUCUUGCAUAGACCUUUAAUCAUACAUGUCAUCAGAAGAAUAGAUUUUUGUUUUUGUUUUGAAAAUGACUCUGAACAUUUAUUUCCAUUGCAGUUUCUGUGGCUGAAAAAAGUAAACUUUACGAGUAUUAUCCUUUUAAGAUCAUUUUAAUUUUAGUUGAGUGCAGAGGGCUUUUAUAACAAAUGUGGAGAAAUUUUGGAGGGCUGUGAUUUUUCCCAGUAUUAAACAUGCAUGCUUUAAUCUUGCAGUUUAUUUUCUCAUUGUGUAUGUAUAUAUAGCUUUUCUCUGCAGCACGAUUUCUGUUUUGAUAAUGUCCUUUAGGGCACAGCUAGUUACCAGUAACUGAAUGUAUCUUAAUCAUUAUGGCUGCUUCUGUUUUUCCUUAACAAAGGUUAUACAUAUGUUAGCAUAUAGUUUCUUUGCACCCACUAUUUAUGUCUGAAUCAUUUGUCACAGGAGAGUGUGUGCUGAUGAGAUUCUAAGUUUGUGUGUUUUUAAGUUUUUUUGAGCGAGGGAAGGAAAAGCUGUACGCAUUUCAUUGCUGACUGCAGGUUUCUUUCAGAUGAUGUUCAUCGGUCUGUGUGUAUACAAUAUGAAGAAUGAUCUGAAGUAAUUGUGCUGUAUUUAUGUUUAUCCUCCAGUCUUUGAUUAAAUAAAAAGGAAAACCAUAACGUUUCCUUGU
Molecule: messenger RNA, 1853 nt
Organism: Dama dama (fallow deer)
Lineage: Eukaryota; Metazoa; Chordata; Mammalia; Artiodactyla; Cervidae
Gene: ZFAND6
Product: zinc finger AN1-type containing 6
Exons: 8
Coding region: 392-1078 (228 amino acids)
Biological process (GO): protein targeting to peroxisome
Molecular function (GO): polyubiquitin modification-dependent protein binding; DNA binding; zinc ion binding
Source: RefSeq, a predicted model, not a curated record